Messenger RNA from Hermetia illucens (black soldier fly), 1547 nucleotides. It is a transcript of the gene Sas10, whose product is annotated as something about silencing protein 10. NCBI's taxonomy places the organism in Eukaryota, Metazoa, Arthropoda, Insecta, Diptera, Stratiomyidae. The coding region runs from base 92 to 1447 and encodes 451 amino acids. The record is from RefSeq and is a predicted model, not a curated record. Gene Ontology annotation, cellular component: nucleolus; small-subunit processome. The transcript has 2 exons. Gene Ontology annotation, biological process: maturation of SSU-rRNA from tricistronic rRNA transcript (SSU-rRNA, 5.8S rRNA, LSU-rRNA).
GUGCUUUGACAUAAUAUUGGGAAGUACUCGGCGCUGUCGGAGUUUUGGUUUAUUUCGCGUUUUCUCCUCCGGUUUGAAGUGAUAUUUAAUUAUGGCGGAUAAAAUCAAAUUCGGAUACGAUGAAGAUUACGAACCAAGUGAUUCUGAAGAUGAUUUGGAUGAAGAAGAGAAAGAACUCAUUGCGAACGUGCGGAAAAAGCGCCAAGUUGAUGACCCCAAGAGGGAAGUCUUGCGUUUCGAGGACGAAACCGACUCGGAGGAAGGUGAUCAGGAUGAGGAUGAGGAUCUACUGGCUGCCAGUGAUAUCGAAGAAGGCGAUGAGUACGACGGGAUUCCAGAUGAGAAGGCUUGGGGCAAGAAACGAUCUGCGUAUUAUCACACUGACUUUGUUGAUCAGGAUUACAGCACGUACACCGAAAAGGAAGAAGAGCUCGCUCAGCAGGAAGAAGAGGAAGCCAAAGCAAUUCAACAGCGCCUUGCGAAACAACUAGACGAAGCAGAUUUCUCACUUGAUAUUUAUUCGGAGCCAGUAUCUGAUCAAACAUAUCUAGAUACAAGCAAGACAAAACUCAAAACUGAUUUCACACAACUGUCUGCACGGCAAAAGCAGGAACUUUUCCAGAAAGACUCACCGGAAUUCGCUGGUCUAGUGCAAGAUUUCGAAAAAUAUGCACAAGAAAGUAAGACGAUUCUAAGUCCAAUUCUAAAAUAUGUUCAGGAGAACGGUAUCAAAUUGCCAGCAUUCGAUUUUAUCCAAACGCGGAAUAACUUGAUUUUGACCUAUUGCACAAACAUUGGAUUCUAUUUAGUUCUGAAGGCAAAGAGGCUUUCAGUGAAAAACCAUCCGAUUGUAAAACGAUUGGUGCAACUGAGACAGCUCAUUAUUCAGUUGGAUGACACUUUCCAAAAUGUUGUGAAGCCCCAGUUAGACGAGCUCUUGGAAGCUAUAAAUUCAGGUGAAGAAGUCACAGUUGAAAGUAUGACGCCGCGCAAACCAAUCGAAGUUAAGAAGAAGAAACACUUGGGUAUUCUCAAAUCUGAGUCGCCUAAAACUGCGAUUUCUGCUGACCAGGAAUCCGAAUCAGAUGAUUCAGAUUACGAUUCACAAGAUAUAUCACAACCCAAUGACCAGAUGGAUACAAGCGAUGAAGAAAUGCAGCAGAUUGAGGCGGAGGAGGCUGAAAUGAAUGGCGAGGGAGAGGGCGAAGAAGAUGAUGACGACGAGCGUCGCGGUAUCACAUACCAAAUUGCCAAGAAUAAGGGUCUCACGCCUCACCGCAAGAAGGAGAAUAGAAAUCCACGAGUCAAACAUAGGAAUAAGUUCAGGAAGGCGCUGGUACGCCGUAAGGGUGCUGUGCGAACUGUACGCAAGGAGCUUACUCGGUAUGGAGGUGAAAUGUCUGGUAUCAAAGCGAAUGUCCGGAAAGGUAUCAAGUUCAAAAGCUAAGGCGGCAAUUAAAACAAGGAAUAUAAUGAUUUUCUAUUCAAACUUUUAUAAUAAAGUUUUAUUCCGAACUGAUCGCUUAAAUAAAAUAAUAGUACUCACA